Messenger RNA from Bemisia tabaci, 2264 nucleotides. The record is from RefSeq and is a predicted model, not a curated record. Lineage: Eukaryota; Metazoa; Arthropoda; Insecta; Hemiptera; Aleyrodidae.
UGAAGAAUUGGUUGCCCCUCCGCGCCCCUCCCUCUCCGCCUUUUGCGCGCUGUUACAGUUUCAGAUUCAGCGCCAGUCGCGAUCGCAACCUCCACCGGAUCCGCCCCGUAUGUUUGCGUUCUCCCCGUGAUUCGACUGAAUUUUUUUAGAUUUCAGUCGUCUAUAUUGUGUUUCGCUCCAAUGUUUUCUGAGUGAACGUGAACGAAUAAGUCAACUUCAAAAUGGCAUCACGCUUAAAGAAAUUAGCCGUUGCCAGCGGUGUUUUUGGAGCGAGUGCAUACGUCACAUCAUGUUUACUCUCGGGAGAGAACCCAUUUCAAGUUAGAACAGUUGCCGCUGCAGAGGGCAAAAAAUCCAUUCGAGCGAAGAGGCAUUUGCCUCCACGAGAUGAACAGAUCAAAUCCCUCCAGUCGGAAGAUUUUGAUGUUUUGAUCAUCGGAGGUGGUGCAACUGGAUCUGGUUGUGCUCUAGAUGCAGUCACAAGAGGUCUGAAGACUGCCCUUGUAGAAUAUGAUGAUUUUGCGUCUGGUACAAGUAGUAGAAGUACAAAAUUAAUCCAUGGUGGAGUUCGGUAUCUUCAGAAAGCAAUCAUGAACCUAGAUAUAGAGCAGUACAAAAUGGUCAAAGAAGCUUUACACGAGAGAUCCAGCAUGUUGGGAUCGGCACCUCAUCUCACUCAUCCCCUUCCCAUCAUGUUGCCAGUCUACACGUGGUGGCAAAUUCCGUACUAUUGGGUGGGAAUCAAGGCUUACGAUUUGGUUGCUGGAUCAAAAACAGUCAAAUCAUCGUACCAUUUGUCAAAGGCUAAUGCUUUAGAGCUAUUUCCCAUGUUGAGAGGUGAUGCCCUCAAAGGCGCUAUUGUGUAUUAUGAUGGUCAGCAAGAUGAUGCAAGAAUGUGUCUGGCAAUUGCAUUAACUGCUACGCGACAUGGUGCAACAGUAGCAAACCACGUUAAAGUAACAGGUUUGCUCAAGGAUGAGAAGGGUCAUUGUGCAGGUGCUCAUCUGCGGGAUGAGCUUACAGGCAAGGAGUGGGACGUAAAAGCUAAAUGUGUCAUCAAUGCAACGGGACCCUUCACCGAUUCUAUCAGAAAGAUGGACAACCCCACCGUACAAGAGAUCUGUGCACCAAGCUCUGGAGUCCACAUUGUCCUCCCUGGAUACUAUAGUCCGGAGCAGAUGGGAUUGUUAGAUCCUGCAACUUCAGAUGGACGAGUCAUUUUCUUCCUUCCAUGGUUGAAGUCUACAAUUGCUGGAACAACGGAUCUUCCUUGCGAUAUCACUCAUCAUCCCAAACCCACAGAAGAUGAAAUCAUGUUCAUCCUCAACGAAGUCAAGAAUUAUUUGAACCCAGAUGUUGAAGUCAGGAGAGGAGAUGUACUAUCUGCAUGGAGUGGAAUUCGGCCGUUGGUUUCGGACCCCAACAAAGGUGACACUCAGUCAAUCGCCAGGAAUCAUAUCAUUUACACAAGUCCAUCAAAGUUGAUCACUAUUGCUGGAGGAAAGUGGACCACUUACCGUUCAAUGGCUGAAGAAACAAUUGAUGAAGCUUUAAGAGUUGUACCUGAGCUGAAGCCAACACACAAAGAGUGCCAGACAGAUGGUUUGUUGAUUGAAGGAGCACACGGUUGGACACCGACUAUGUACAUCCGACUUGUACAAGAUUUUGGUUUAGAAUGUGAAGUCGCUCAACACUUGUCAAACUCAUACGGAGACCGUGCCUUUGCUGUAGCCAAACUUGCAUCAUUGACUGGUAAAAGAUGGCCCAUUAUUGGAAAGAAGAUUCACCCUGAGUUCCCAUACAUUGAUGCUGAGAUUAGGUAUGGAGUCCGCGAGUAUGCCAUGUCAGCUAUUGACAUGAUUGCUCGCAGGUUGCGACUGGCUUUCCUCAAUGUCCAAGCUGCGCAAGAGGCCCUUCCAGGAAUUAUUGAUAUCAUGGCUGAAGAACUCAAAUGGGAUGAGAAAGAGAAGAAGAGGCAAUACGAUGAAGCAACAAACUUUUUGGCAAAUGAAAUGGGUCAGUUAGUCAACCGAGCCUCUCGAGACAAGAUCCCAAUUAACCUGACGAAAGAAGAGAUUCAGAUGUACAUCAAGAGGUUCGGCAUCAUCGACAAAGAGAACAAAGGUUAUGUUUCCAUUAAUGAUAUUCGAAGAGGACUCAAGCACUUCGGGGAAGCUCAGGUGUCGGGCGAGGAACUUCACGAGAUUUUAAAAGAGAUCGAUACCAACAUGAAUGGCCAAGUUGAGCUAGACGAGUACUUGCAG